This is a messenger RNA of Jaculus jaculus (lesser Egyptian jerboa), 3428 nucleotides long. It is a transcript of the gene Tent5c, whose product is annotated as terminal nucleotidyltransferase 5C. Gene Ontology annotation, molecular function: RNA binding; poly(A) RNA polymerase activity. The coding region runs from base 107 to 1330 and encodes 407 amino acids. The record is from RefSeq and is a predicted model, not a curated record. The transcript is spliced from 3 exons. Lineage: Eukaryota; Metazoa; Chordata; Mammalia; Rodentia; Dipodidae. Gene Ontology annotation, biological process: mRNA stabilization.
CUCCUCUCCAGCGCCCAGGCCGGGCUCCAGCCCGUAGGACGGUGCUGCCCACGCUCAGGAUGGUUCUUCUGUCCUCAUUUUAACCUGCCCAGAAGGCCCCACAGCCAUGCCCAGAGCAGAUUGUCCAGGCCCCCUGGCCAGAACAUCCCCCAUGAUGGCAGCGGAGGGCAGCAGUGCCAGCGACUGUGUAUCCUUCAGUGUGCUCAGUUGGGAUCAGAUUAGCCGGCUGCAUGAGGUCCUGACUGAGGUUGUACCUGUUCAUGGACGAGGCAACUUUCCAACCUUGGAGAUAACCCUGAAGGACAUCGUCCAGACUGCCCGCAGCCGGCUAGAGGAGGCAGGCAUCAAAGUGCAAGAUGUCCGGCUGAAUGGCUCUGCAGCUGGACAUGUUUUGGUCAAAGACAACGGCUUGGGGUGCAAAGACCUGGACUUGAUCUUUCAUGUGGCUCUUCCCACUGAGGCAGAAUUCCAGCUAGUCAGAGAUGUGGUUCUGUGUUCCCUCCUGAACUUCCUGCCAGAGGGUGUGAACAAGCUCAAAAUCAGCCCCGUCACCCUGAAGGAGGCGUAUGUGCAGAAGCUGGUGAAGGUCUGCACGGACACAGACCGCUGGAGCCUCAUCUCCCUCUCUAACAAGAACGGGAGGAACGUGGAGCUGAAGUUUGUUGACUCCAUCCGGCGGCAGUUUGAGUUCAGCGUGGACUCCUUCCAGAUCAUCUUGGAUUCGUUGCUCUUUUUCUAUGACUGCUCUAGUAACCCCAUCUCUGAGCACCUCCACCCCACGGUGAUUGGGGAGAGUGUGUAUGGAGACUUUGAAGAAGCCUUUGACCAUCUGCAGAACAGACUGAUCGCCACCAAGAACCCUGAAGAAAUCCGAGGUGGAGGACUUCUCAAGUACAGUAAUCUUCUUGUGCGGGACUUCAGGCCUGCAGACCAGGAGGAGAUCAAGACUCUAGAGCGUUACAUGUGCUCCAGGUUUUUCAUCGACUUCCCAGACAUCCUGGAACAGCAAAGAAAAUUGGAGACCUACCUUCAGAACCACUUUGCCGAAGAAGAGAGAAGCAAGUAUGACUACCUCAUGAUCCUUCGCAGGGUGGUGAAUGAGAGCACCGUGUGCCUCAUGGGGCAUGAACGCAGACAGACCCUGAACCUCAUCUCCCUCCUGGCCUUGCGGGUGCUGGCAGAACAAAACAUCAUCCCCAGUGCCACCAAUGUCACCUGUUACUACCAGCCAGCUCCUUAUGUCAGUGAUGGCAACUUCAACAACUACUACAUUGCCCAUCCUCCAGUCACCUACAGCCAACCUUACCCGACCUGGCUGCCCUGUAACUAACCUUAAUAACCUGAAGGUUUCCACGGUAGGAACCUACUGGGUCAGGGCUCUCAGGCAGGAGAGCCUCCUCCUAGAUGUAGGUGUUUGGCUUUUAAAGAGGAUGUCAGCUCUGAUUGUUUUUCUUUUUUCUUUGUGUGCCCACGGCAAUGGGUCCAUAGACUACCAUGAGCCAACCCCAAAAGGAUCCAUAUUUCAGUGUCAUUUUGGAAAAUGCAAUAGGAAGUGUGACCUUUCUACAUCUUUGCAAGAUAGACACUAACAGGUCACAUCCCAAACAUCAGCACCUGAGCUCUGUGAAGUCUUUGGGAUUGGGAGAACUUGGGCACCAUGUGAGAAGUCUCAAGCUGCUUUUCUCAGUGAGCCUCCAGUAGGCUGUUAGCUCUCACUAGGGAUUCUCAGCAGUGACUUGACGGCUGUGCUCAUCUUAUUGUGUCAACUUUAGUCAGCCCCAAACUGAUACACACGAGGGUACUCUUGUGAUCAAGUGACUAAGUUGUGUAAGUCUAGUCCCUGUCAGCAGAGCUGAGAAUUUCAUUCAUCAAUAAACCAAAGCCAAUAGCUGGAGACUUAAGAUCUGGUUGGAAGUGGUUUAUGGUUUAAAUGCUGUGCUAACUUGAGGAAUUAUGAGAUAUUGAGAAAAAAUGACCUUUUCUUGAUAUGUAACUUGAAAACAAAAUGUGGAACAUAAUGUUAAAGUAGAAUUGUGGUGGGGGGCAGGGAUUGUAAAUAGGAAACAUGAAUGUUCUGUUUUCUUUAAGGAAGUCCAAUUGAAUGACACUUUUUUCAUCAUUGGCGCUCUCAUGACUGACUUUUGUGUUGCUCUUCCUCAGAGUAAAGGUUGUGCUAUGUGUAGAGUCAUUGGCCUGACAUGAGGGUCUUCCCAUGCUUUAAUUAGAAACCCAGUUUGAUCAACAUUCCAAGUAUGACAGGCUAUUUUUUUUCUGGAAUACUUUGGCCAUUUUUCUCCCUCAAAAUAGUAAUUUCCUUCUUCAAGUAUUUUUCAUAGCACAUGAGUUCAGGAGAACACGGUGACCUGUGGAAUUGCUUUAGGAUUUCAUUUCUUACCUCCAGCUGUGUGAAAAAGGUUAGCAUGAUGUCUGCUUUGAGUAUAUACUGGUUCCCAAAGCACUUUAAAAUCACUAGUGAGUUUGGGGAAGAACUGAGUGAGUGAAGCAUGAGCUUUCUUACUUGGCUAGAUUUGAUUAUGUUUAUUAUGCUCUGCACUUUAGAAGGAAACAGUGUUAAUUGCUGGCCUUACACAGGCUUAGACCAUGGGAGAGGUCUAGGCACUCUGGCUUUUCCUAAUUGAUCUGGAUAAGAGAUUUCAUAUUUUGAAACCUUCUGUGUGAUCUUUUAGAGAGCUUCACUUUAGUAUAACAAGGGUAGAGACAGUCAGUAUUGCCAGCCAGCUUGGUUUUUGGAGUGAUUUGAUCAAAUCCAUGAUGCUAAUUUUUUAUUUUCUCCUGUGGCCAUAAAAAUCCAAAGCCCAGCAAGAUUGCUUCCCCACACGUUAAGCAAUGAAGUUAUCUUAAUACAGAAAUACUUAGUAGAAAAUAGUGGUUUGUAAGGACUUUUUUUUUUUUUUUUACCCCAAGUUUCUUCUGGAAUGUGAUGUAUUGGUCCUCAUAAGGCCUGACUGAAACUCCUUGCUGGCGCCUGUGUUGUUAGAUGACUAGUAUACGCUUCUCAGCCCCCCAGCUCCCGUGUCCCUGUGAGCCUUAGUUACAUUUGAAUUCACUGGCUUAAGUGGACCUGAGCCACUUCAGUGUGACAAGGAAAGUAAUGAAAAGUGAUCCCACUUUUGAAAACUAUCUAGUCAUCCAUGACCUUAAAAUGCUGCCAUUGUGUUCAAAUGAUAGCUUAUUUGUACAAAAAUGAGAUUUGUGUAACCAGAUCUUUGGAAAUGUGAUGGUGCCUUUGGCAAAAGGAGCACUUGCUAACAGAAACCAGGAUUGCUUCUACUUGAGGCUUGCGGACCAGUGAAGCAAUGGGAAAAUGUCUAGCUUGUCUUUGGAGUUUUCUUUGCUUAUGUGUUGUUGUGUUUUUGUUUGUUUGUUUUGCAGUCUGGUAAUGGUCUUUUAUUUUACUUUAUUGUUUU